GUCACGUCGUCUCUCGACUCUAGAGCCGCAACGUACAAACAUUACGGUCGUCGUUAACAGUAACAGUUAAUAUUAACUGGUAACCGGUAGUCAAUCGGUACGCGUUUCGCUAUUUAAAGAAUCCGGCGACCGACCUACUCGGUUAUAGGUUGACUCAUUCACACAAAAUAAAUAUGCCUAUGCAUCCGCUUCCAUUUUCUUCAUUCCUUCUCCACGUUGAACCAUGAACUCUUCAUUUUGCCCUUUGUUUCGUCCUUAAUUACGAUUCUACCACUCUGGUUAUGGUCACCGCCGCUUAACUUGUCCAUCUAUAAACAAAUCCAUAUUUCUACACUGUGAUGGCAUCUUCGAGAAGUUACCUGAGAGUAAUUGAGGAGAGGAAUCGGAAGGGAAAGUUGUCGGAGAAAUCCAUGUCGUUUGAAGGAUAUAUCCCAGGGAGCACUUCAGAGAUAUCACGAAGAAUUAGGACUGUUCCGGACUUAUUCUCCGGCAAGGGAUCUGCUGCCGGUUUUAUGCCGGAUUUACAGGUUAGGCCAAAGUUGACGAAGUUGCUAUUGAAUGUGACGAUUCAGCGCAGUCCAGGCCCUGUACAGGUGCUAAUAUCACCGGAAUCAACCGUUCAUGAUCUCAUCGCCACCGCUGUACGGCACUACUCGAAGGAAGGAAGACGUCCGGCACUUUGCUCCACGGAUUUGUUCGAUUACGAUCUUCACUAUUCGCAGUUUAGCUUAGCCAGUUUGGACAGGGCAGAGAAGUUGAUGGCGUUGGGAACAAGAAACUUCUUUUUGUGCCCAAAAAAGUUAGGCGCGGAAACGUCGUCGUCUUUAAGAUGUAAAAAAGAAGCUCAAACUGAAAUCAGUGUAGAUUUGCCUUGGCCAAAAUUCAUGGAUUUCAUGCUCUGAAUAAUAUUUACAGCUUCACAACUUAGUGACUUUGUUUUAUUCCAAUGAGUUCUCUAAGUUGUUCAAUCUCGCCAUAGUUAUUUUUAAAAAAAGGGUCGUGAUUGUUGUGUUGUACAUAAAUCACUACUAGUAUUUAUUUUGAAUAAUUA
Solanum pennellii is the source of this 1051-nucleotide messenger RNA. RefSeq lists its product as uncharacterized. The transcript has 2 exons. Lineage: Eukaryota; Viridiplantae; Streptophyta; Magnoliopsida; Solanales; Solanaceae. Bases 339 to 902 code for a protein of 187 amino acids. The record is from RefSeq and is a predicted model, not a curated record.